UUUUUUGCUUUGGCUAUUGGUGAUCGUUUAUGGAAAGAAGAUCUAAGUGUUGAUGAAGCAUUAUUUAUGUUACAAACUAUUGUCAAUGAACUUGGUAAACGUAUGGCUGCAUAUCCACAUUGUGUAUUUGUACGAAUUAUCGAUACUAAAGGCAUACGUGUACUUGAUAAUAUGUAUCCAGAGAAAAUUCUUGUAUCAAAACCAUCUGAAGGUGAAUUACAAACAAGUGCCGAUAUGAUGGACAUUCAUACUUAG
Messenger RNA from Adineta steineri, 255 nucleotides. Lineage: Eukaryota; Metazoa; Rotifera; Eurotatoria; Adinetida; Adinetidae. The record is from the annotation of a GenBank genome assembly.